AUGCUGAACAUCAACUUCCAUGAGCAUAAAUGGGCUCUCUUCUAUUGCGCGAUAUCUACCUGCGGUGCGCUCUGCUACGGCUAUGAUCAGAUCUACUACACCGGCAUCCAGGGGAUGACACCUUUUAUCGAUGUCUACGGCACAAAGAACUCAUCAGGCACUGCGGCACUUACAACAAGCUUUCUCUCAUUGACAGCAUCCAUCAUCUACGUUGGUGAGUUGCUCGGAGCUCUCUUGGCUGCCCCUAUCAACGAUCACCUUGGCCGCAAAGCUGUGUUUCUGUGCGCCUCCUUAUGCAUUAUUGCCGGUGCUGUUGUGCAGGUAGCAGACAAUGGCAGUGAAGGCCUGAUCAUUCUAGGCAGGAUCCUCAUCGGCCUCGGUAUUGGUCAAUUUACCGUAACUUGUGUCCUGUACAUCGGAGAAAUCGCGCCAAAGGCUAUCCGGGGACCUGCAUUGAUGACCUUCCAGCUCAUGCAAUCUUGCUCACAGCUCGUGGGUUCGGGCGUAACUCAGGGCACUGAGUCCCUCAAGUCAACUGCAGCUUUUCGCAUACCAAUGGGCUUACUCGCGCUACUGCCAUUGCUGAUGAUGGCCAGCUUACCUUUCCUUCCAGAAAGUCCGGUGUGGCUCAUGCGGAAAGGACGGAUAGAGCAAGCCGAACGCUCCCUCCAAAAGAUACAUAAGAGUACCAAAAAUUACGAAGCGACAAUGGAUAUACAUAUCCUUGAAGAAGAAGUGGCAAAGGAGAAGGAGGCUGAAGCAACAUCGACCUGGGUAUCACUUAUCCGAGAUCCAAUCGAACGACGAAAACUCAUAUUCGCUUGUGGAGCUAUGAUAGCCCAGCAAAUCAAUGGCAUCCAAUUCUUCUACUCGUACGGUGUUGUUUUUGCGCAAUCCAUAGGCAUUUCUCAGCCCUUCACCAUUUCUUUGAUCACCAAUGUGCUCCAAGUUGUUGCCGUCGCCGUGUCUGUAGCGCUAGGCAAUAAAGUACCUCGAAGGAUUAAUUUGCUGGUCACGACUGUUAUGAUGUUUUUUGCCUUCAUCAUUAUUGGUGGUUUUGGAACACGCAAGGAACUGACAACUGGUUUCAGCACCGCCAUUGUCGUCUUCUCUUACAUCGUGAUUGUUGCUUUCAACUUUGGAUUGGGACCACUAGCAUUUGCUAUGGCUAGUGAGUGCUCGGCCGGAAGAAACAGGAACAAAAUCAUGUCCUGUGCCAUCGUCAGCUUCUUUCUUACAGUAUGGGUAAUCGCCUUUACCUCGCCUUACCUAUACUAUUCUGCCAAUCUAGGACCAAUGCUCGGAUUCGUAUACGCUGGUUCGACAUGCAUUACUCUCCUCUACGUUUGGUUUUGUGUUGGCGAGACGACCGGAAGAUCAAACUUGGAGAUUGAAAUACUUUUUCAAGAGAAGGUCCCGGUACGUCAAUGGAAGACACACACGUUCGCGGUCCCCAUUACCUCGGUGUGCGAAGAUGAGGCUAAGAUUGCGAUGGAGUCGGGACUGACAGAAGUUGAACAUUGUUGA
Molecule: messenger RNA, 1527 nt
Organism: Lachnellula hyalina
Lineage: Eukaryota; Fungi; Ascomycota; Leotiomycetes; Helotiales; Lachnaceae
Gene: GAL2
Product: Galactose transporter
Exons: 1
Coding region: 1-1527 (508 amino acids)
Biological process (GO): transmembrane transport; carbohydrate transport
Cellular component (GO): membrane
Molecular function (GO): carbohydrate:proton symporter activity
Source: RefSeq, a predicted model, not a curated record